Messenger RNA from Pomacea canaliculata, 7326 nucleotides. Its product is annotated as rho GTPase-activating protein 20-like. The coding region runs from base 206 to 1075 and encodes 289 amino acids. The record is from RefSeq and is a predicted model, not a curated record. Gene Ontology annotation, biological process: signal transduction. NCBI's taxonomy places the organism in Eukaryota, Metazoa, Mollusca, Gastropoda, Architaenioglossa, Ampullariidae. The transcript has 4 exons. Gene Ontology annotation, molecular function: GTPase activator activity.
GACCAGAGACGGUCGGCAUCCUGCGGAAAUCUCCAAACAUUAAAAUGUGUCGAGAGAUCCGAGAGAAGCUCGACCAGGAGAGGCCGUGUGCUCGUGUGAAGGCCAGGCACCUGUCGCUGGCUUUGUCAUCAAGGAUUUCUUAAGGAAUCUUCCAGACUGCCUGCUGCGAGGUGAGCUGUUUGAGGAGUGGCUGAAAAUAGGAACGAUGGAGGACAUGGACUCCAAAAUGGCACAUGUCAGGAACCUCCUAUCGCAGCUGCCGUCGUGCAACAUGCAGCUUCUGAAGCGCCUGCUGUGCGCGCUGCAUCACAUCCAGAAACACUCGGAAAGAAACAAGAUGACAGCCUCCAACCUGUCCCUGUGCAUCGCGCCCAGCCUGCUGUGGCACAAAAAGAAAGAUGACCCCUCGCUGUCAGCACCUGCAGUGACCUUUCUGAUUGAUCACUGUGUCGAGCUCUUUGGCGAGGACGUCCUUCACCUUCUUGGCGAGGCACUGGAACCAAGGUCGGCCGAUUCUGGAACUGACUCAGAGAGUAUGCACAGCGUCCUCAGCAUGCAUGAUGGUUCAAAUGGCCUGCCGCGGGAUGACUCGUCAAUGGACAGUCUCGACGAACGUGACAUGUACAUGGAGGGCGGCGAGUGUAGCCCACGACUGGCCAAGUCUCACCUGUCACCGACCAACUUGUCACGUGACUCGGGUCUGACCCUCAGCGACACGCAACUGUACGACGAGGCACUCGACGCUGGGGACAAUCGGGGGAAGUUCUACCCCCGCAGCGCACACCACUUUCCCGACAAGGAGUACGAGCGGCGUUCACGAACCUUAGAUUCGAGGUCGACUUCCAGUUCCGCUAUGCAAAUUACGGAGGAAAGGUUCAAUCCCGUCCCCCCGCCCCGCAAACGUGGGGAGAGGCGGCAGGACGAAGGAGACGCCGAUAGCGGCCAUGUUGGGCCACUCGACCCUGGAGGGGUGGAGGAGGUGGUAAUAGAGGGAGGUACAAGCGGCACACUUUGCAUGUUAGUGCCUCGUCUUCCCAUCUGCUCGACGUCUUCAACCCAAAAGCUUCACAGCUGAGCAGCAGCCUGAGAGUGGAGAGCUACCAAACGUUGCCGUCCAGCCACGAUGAGGGAAACUCCCUCGAGAAGAAGAAGACGAGAUCGAUCAUGACGAUUACGACGAGUACGUCAGGAAACACUUAGGCCUUUUGAGAAAGUCACCAAGUGGCUCUCAUUUAAUGUUGGACAACGAACUUUUGCCGCGUAGGCUCAAUAUUGGGGCAAGGGAAGAAUUGCGACAAUCAGGAUGUCCCGACAGCACUCCACCUCACUCUCCCGAGUCGAAGCUGUCCCAGAGUUCGAGGGACAGCGUCAUUUCGGAUUCUUCUUACGGCAUGGACACGGGAGCGUCCAGAGAGAACUCCUAUCGGAUCGAGCCCACAAACGCCAGAGGAGGAGUGUGGAGGAAGCUUGUCUUCCUGGUUCGGCAAGCAGGAACACAUCGGCUUACAGGUCGAAGAAUCGAAGGUCUUAGCCAAGACCAUCAGCUUGCCACUGAGCAGCUCAAAGUAUGCUGACCCAGCGACUUCUUCUAAUGUUAGCAGCAGCGGCUCGUCCCACUUGCGCUCUGUACAGAACGUGGCUUACCUGGUCUCGCCACCUGCUUCACCUGUCCGAGAACUGGAACUGGCAAGUGUAGCGUCCUUUCAUUCGAACAAGAAAGACCACAGCAACAUGCAGCCAGAUUCCUGGCCUGCCAAGUCUCGCGAAGCAGAAGACGUGACCUUUAGCCUCUUACAUCAAACAAACACGACCAGGUUCUCCAGAAAGUCAGAGGAGAAGCUGACGUGCCUUCAUUAGAAAGAGACUCGGAGACGUCUCAGUCCUACAGCAAUUUUCCUCUCGAGCUCCAUCACCGAUCGGAUCUGCCCCAGAAAUACAUGUCUCGGUACAAUCGGAACUUUGCCAAGGAGUCACCGCCCCCUCGGGUUAUCUUGCAGUCGCUGCACACGCCACGCUUCGGUAAGGACCCACCUCCGCUUCGCGCAAGUCAUGACAAGAGUCUCAUCGAGCAGAUUAACAGGAAAUAGCAUUGGAAGCCAAAGCAAAGGUAAGCCGAGGCUAGGGUUCGACGUGGCCAAGAGCAUGGAGGCUAUCAAAGCGGACGAGUACGUUACCGUACAGCCCAAACUGACCUUUAUCCGACGCGAGGAAACCCCGAGUCCUGCUCACUCUUCCAUUUCCGACAAAGAGCCAAGUACAGUCUGGAAAGGAUUCCUCAGGUCUCCUGGAAAGACUCUUUGUCAUCUGGAAAUGAUAGUUCGUCUGCAGUGAGGGAUGUACAAGCUUUCACCAGGCAGAUCGUGACCACGAUGUCAUCAGACAGCAAUAAGCGUCCCAUCCAGCCGCCGUGCUACUCGGCGGCGUUGCAGCGAAAGUUUAUGCUGCAGCACGACAUUACGCCGGAUGUCGGCCUCAGCCAGAAAGAGGCCAGCACGCGGGCCAAGAUCAUGUACGAAGAGUCGCUGCAGAAGUACCUGCAGGAACGGUACGACCGUAAGCAUUAUGGUAGUGGCGCGCUUCGAAGGAUGAUGAGCAGAGGUCAGCCACGACCUCUGGCGGUGACUUCGACACCUCAGGCGCUGACUUCAUGCCUCCGCCAUAUCCUCCCUCGCCAACAAACUCUAGUAGCAGCAGCAGUAGCAGUAGUGCGCGAAAUACUGAGGAAGAUGAGUACGUGACCCUGGCGGAACACAGGUUCUGCACUUCCUUUAGGAAACGCGAAGCAGAUGUCAGCAGACAGUCUGCGCGCCUCUUCGCCGCAGAGGCGGACAGCUUCGCCGAGACGACAGAAAAGGGAGGAAACCCUGUUGCAAGGAUUAUCUCGUACCUCAUCAUCGGCAGAGACGGCGAGGCAGCAAGCGUCACAGGUUCAACCAAGUGAGACCACUCUGAAUGGCCAAGCUCCAACCUCCUUCCUCAGGUCUGCACCGAAGUCUCAGUGACUCAUCCAAAAAGGCCAACGGACAAGGACAGUGCAGCCCGCGCAGCCAGUCACGUGACAGAGGGAUGGCUGAAGCAGCUGACGUAAAUUUGCAGCAGGACAGCUCAUUGUUUUCAAAGAAAGUGACCGAGCGUGCUGAGAAUCGAGUGUCGGUCAACGUUACGAGACGGCACCUCCCACCCGUGUCCUCUCUCAAUUCGGAACAGUCUUCAGGAGGUCGUCUUCCAAAUUUUACAGCAGGUGACACCCAGGCAUCAAGAUCUUCUGCACUUCUUCCUUUAGGCAGUGACAGUGAAAAGAAAAAGUUGCCCGUAGACUUACCUGUCCAUAUGUCAGCUUUUACUGAUACGGCGGUUUCCAGCAAUGCGGUAGAGAGGUCUACGAGUGGUAAUAAGUGUGCACUGGACCGAACAGGUGAACUCAUCGCAGGUGUGGUAGACGGUGCUGGAAAAAAUGGUCUUGACAGAUCCAAGGCCAGCAAUAAGACUGCUUUAGACCUGCUUGCUGAUAACAGAAGUGGUUCCCAAAGAACUAGUAAUACGAGCCGAAGUGUUGUAGACAGUUUCAGUAAUCCUGCUAGAAGCUUAGUAGACAGUUCUAACAAGGUCAGCAGAAGUGCUAUAGACGUCGUCAGUAAUGAUAGAAAAUUAGAAGACAAUUCUCACAGUGUAGCCAGAAGUGGUGGUGAGCAUUCUAGUAAACCCAAUAGAAGUGUUGCAGACAGUGUUAAUAAAUCAACGAGAAGUGUUGCAGACAGUGCCAAUAAAUCAAUCAAAAAUGUUGUGGACAGUGCAAACAUUUGCAAAAGUAACUAAUGUGGACAGAUCAGCUGUCAAGCCUAACGAGACUGUUGGUACGACUCUUCAUGAUCGGACCACUUCCGGUGUUUUACCUUCUAGUGGCAGAUCUCCAAACAGCAGUAAGCAGAAUGAUCUUCCCUGGAGUGUCGAAAGCUUACGUAAGAUCUACGACAGUGACAACAAGCCAAGACAAUCUUCGCCAGAUCGACCUGCUAACAGCCUCUACAGGGCUCAAGUCUCAGCCGCCACACUGUCCCCACCCUUCUAGCUCAGCUGGGCGGCUGGGACCCCCACCUUACCAAGACCCACCCCCCUUCCUUCGGCACAGCGACACCAGCCGUCUCAGCAUGUCCAGCAGCAGCAGUAGCGGCAGUAACUGCAGCAGCAGCGCCGAACGCAACACCCCGCCUGCGUCCGACGUGGGCAAGUUUGGACCUCAGUGCGCGGUAGUGGACUUUGGAUCCUGUGAAGAUGUGCCCUCUAGCACUCGACGCACAAGGGAUCGCUCGGCUAGUGGUGGACGCGCGGACUUGAGCAAGCGCGCCAGCUACACAGACGUUUCCUACGUGUAGACGUCACUUCUCCCACUUUAUGCAGAAGAAUGCACUGACUAGCUAGUGACAUGGUGCAGAGAUGGAUGUGAUGAAGUGUUGAGGGAGGAUUAAAGGUGACAGACUUUUACCUGCGUCCCACUUCUACCUGCGUAUUUCAGUCUCGAGUAUUACACUGAUUUCUUGUGCAACUUUAAAACAUUUUUGUGAGCCGUGAGCUGUGAAAACAAGCAGUCUGUUACACGAGUAACAUGACUCAUCAACUGGCUUUUGUAACAAAAUAACUUGGGUGUACAUAGCUCUCGACGAUCUCUUGAAACCCAGCAAACCCAUAGAUUUGCAUGCCUGCUAGAGUGUGAAGUCAUAAAUGUGUGAUACGCAUGCUUAUGUCUGGAAGUGUUUCGCAUGUUUAUGUAUGAAAUAUCUAGCAAACGGAAUCUGAAAAAGAAUUGAAGCAAUAUGACCGUUUGAACACUUGCAAUAGCAAUCAGUACCUGUGCAGUACUCUUACGAUGAAUUGGUAUGUUUCAUAUCCUAGUAUUCUCAGCAGGCGAAAUGUGGUGCAUGUGGUUUUAUUGAGAGGAAAACCAUAAGUUCAACGAACACCAUGUCUUACAUUUUAAAACAAAAUGUGAGAAACAAUAAUCAAAGACUAGGGUGGACAAGUACCUAAAAUGUGACAAGAAUAAUCAAAGACACCCAUGGUGGUCAAGUACCUUUAACAAUAAAUCCAAUAAGACUUUGAUAUUACAGACAUUUUCCACGUAUCGAAAUACUACGAUUCGUGAAUUUUACUUCUGUGUGUCAGAUCGUGCUUUUUUUCCUCUCCAUACCUCAAUAAUGUAUUUUUUUUUUUUUUGAUAUAUAUUGUUCUCUGAGACGAAGUAUCUCUCUUCGUUUAUUCACCAGUUGAUACCGUCACUGCCUAUUAUUACAUAUUGUCUGUAGUACAUGCUGCUUUUCUGCUAGCGAGACACCAACAACUAUCCACUCAUCAAACUGGAUCCUAGAUCAUUAAUUUUUCUAUGAUAAAUCUUAUUCUGAUUCGACUAAUGGUAACAACAGUAUCGUAAACAUUUAGUUUAUACAUGAUGUAUAAGGCGGAAUUGCAACCAUGCUUGUUAUCGUGAUGCACGUUUAUAGUUCGAAUGAAUUCAAAUAUUCGUUCUACAGAAACGAACAGCUGUAGCCUGUAUUAUUGGGGUUUUUUAUUUUAUUUUUUUAUUUAUUUAUUUUCUUUUUCCAUCUAGUAUUGUCCCCUGCAAAGUAGUAUAUAGAAGGGUACGAUCAAUGUUACCUUGUGUGAUCCCAGCACUGUGUGCUGCGUAUUUUCAUCUAAACGUCUGGCGUUCGGCCUGUUUCGGUGUCCACGUUGAGUCCAGGUAGAUGAAGAAGAUUCAGCACACUAGGAGCUUUGAUAACGCUAGACAUCGUUUUCCCCGUACAUUUAUUUCCCUAACAUCUCGUCAUCGAUGAUCCAAAAACCUUUUUUUCAAAAACCCGAAUUUAUUAGUUGACGUGCAUCCAUUUUCCUAUCGUUUUGCUACAUACAAGAAGUCACUCCUUGUUCUCCCUUGUCAAAACCGAAGACAAAAAUGUCAGAAUGCAUUUUUUUUAAACAUAAGCGGCUGUAUAAGAUCCUUGUGUAAGAUCCACAUUAGCGUGCUAGGGGGCAAUGCCCUUGACCCACAGGCAAGGUUUUGCAGUCCGGCAAACCGAGUGCCUGCCGCACCACGCACAGACAUGCCGGACACAGCAGCAACACGGAGCAUGGCUUUUGAAGAGGCAUUUCUAUCUGGAAGAUGCUAAUCCAAACCAAAGCACAAGCCGCGAGCUUCUCGGGAUCCCGCGAGAAACAUGGCGGACUUCGCAAAUCUACAGGAGUGCAAAGGCCUUGUGUCUGAUCGAGGUUUUUUUUUUAAAGAAAGUGAGGAUUUGAGGGCCAAAAAGAGGGUGAUAGCAAGGGGUUAUUCAGUGCACAGUGGCCAAGUCUGACAGAAUAAAGUAAAGUGAAAAUGAGCUGUUAGCAAAGUCAGAAUAGCUUAUUUGUACUUGAUUAAUUUAUUUUCCUUCGAAAAUGCUUUCAGUGUUUCUUCUAGACAGCACAGUCAUACGACAUUGUCUAUCUAAUGGUGCCGCUUUUCUCAUCUUCAACUCUGAAAUCACUUGUCGGAAGCAAACCAGGCUAUGGUUGUCGGUUUUGAGUAACACGAGUUUAUAGUUUAAACUUUAAAGGAUCUUGGUGAUUAGCAUGAAACUGCGAUGUUUGCUCGCGUCAACAAAGCAUUGCGCACAAAGCAGACAACUUACACUGACAGCUGAACAUAUAGAAAAGAAUUCGCAAACCCCUCCUCACUAAAGUUUCAAUGCUCUGAGUUGACCAAAUGCAAUAGCCUAUUGCAAAAUGUCCGCCCUUGUCCUGCUAGGAAAUCUGAUUUAUAGAAUGAAUCGCCAUUUUGAGUCGUGUCACAUUAGUCUGGAACAGAAAAUGCAAUGUCUUAGGACUGCUUUUUUGGGAAAGAAAAUUUCUUUCGGAUCCAAGUGUCUGUGUGUGUGAGAGAGAGAGAGCAUGUUAAAGGCAAGCAUAGACUUUGAGGUUAUCUUUCCUUCAGACAGCAUGACACUAGUCUAAAUAGCACUAAUAAUUGCUCCCAGGUUGACGAAUAUCAGUUUUACAAAAGUUUGGUUCAGACUAUCAAAUUUCUCCUGACCCUUGAACUUCAGUAAAAAUGUUAUAAAUUAUAUUAAUGUUUACCUCUGCCUGACCGUGUGUGUGCGUGUACGUGUCUUUAAGUUACGUAUGACUAAGAGGAACUUUGCUCCUUGGCUUAACCCAUAGGUAUGAUACAGUAAGCUUGGAAUAGCUGACAACUUUCCACGCUCUAGCAUUUCUCUAGAAUAACCCUGCGUUAUGUCUCGCUAGCAAGAUUUCGUUGUAUGAGGUAACAAGCUUGAAUAAAGCAGACUACAGUUA